AUUUAUACUUUGCAUCAUUAAUUGGAAGUUCUGACAUAUGAUCGCCAUGGGUAUGUGAAUGGCAAUACAAAAGAUGGCAAUACUGCGCCCUGAAAUCUUUACUCUUUACGUAUGCUUCGACGUAUUGUGAACGUGUCAAACAUUUUUAAACACGUAUCUACGUAUGUGUAUAUCAUCACAGCUGGAGUUUUGCUCAGUUGAAUAAAACCAUUUAUUUUGUUUUAAAAUUAAAGUAAACGUUCGAUUAAGAUGGCCCCAAAACAAAGAAUGCGCAUAGCUAACGAAAAAGCUAGCAAAAAUGUAACGCUUCGUGGAAAUGUACCCAAAUCAACAAAGCCACAAGAGGAUAAUUAUCCCGUUGGUCCAUGGUUGCUGGCUCUUUUUAUAUUUGUAGUGUGUGGCUCAGCUAUUUUCCAAAUCAUACAAUCCAUACGCUUAGCGUAAUGUGAUAUAUUAAAAAAAACAGAAUAAAUUUUCAACAUAC
Ctenocephalides felis (cat flea) is the source of this 484-nucleotide messenger RNA. RefSeq names its product stress-associated endoplasmic reticulum protein 2. Gene Ontology annotation, biological process: endoplasmic reticulum unfolded protein response. Gene Ontology annotation, cellular component: endoplasmic reticulum. Lineage: Eukaryota; Metazoa; Arthropoda; Insecta; Siphonaptera; Pulicidae. The record is from RefSeq and is a predicted model, not a curated record. The transcript is spliced from 3 exons. Bases 250 to 444 code for a protein of 64 amino acids.